AUGGGCGGCCAAUUCUCCAAGAUGAUGGGCAAGAUCUUCGGAUCAAAGGAAAUGCGCAUCCUCAUGCUCGGCCUCGAUGCCGCCGGCAAGACCACCAUCCUUUACAAGCUCAAGCUUGGCCAAGACGUCACCACCAUCCCUACCGUCGGUUUCAACGUCGAGACUGUCACCUACAAGAAUGUCAAGUUUAAUGUCUGGGAUGUUGGUGGUCAGGAUAAGAUCCGUCCUCUCUGGAGGCAUUACUUUAGCGGUACCCAGGGUCUCAUUUUUGUCAUUGACUCUUCGGACCGCGCGCGUAUCGAGGAGGCCAAGCAGGAGUUGCACAGGAUUAUUAACGAUCGCGAGAUGAAGGAUAGCUUGCUCCUCGUGUUCGCUAACAAACAAGAUCUCCCUGAUGCCCUCAAACCCACCGAAGUCACCGAGGCUCUCCAGCUCUCCAAGCUCAAGGACAAGGUCUGGUACGUCGUGCCCAGUUGCGCGACCACGGGCGAGGGUCUCCUCGAGGGUCUUGCUUGGUUGUCCAACAACGUAAAGGCACCCCCUGCGCCGGCGAAGAAGUAG
This is a messenger RNA of Scedosporium apiospermum, 561 nucleotides long. RefSeq lists its product as uncharacterized. The transcript is spliced from 3 exons. Gene Ontology annotation, cellular component: cytoplasm. NCBI's taxonomy places the organism in Eukaryota, Fungi, Ascomycota, Sordariomycetes, Microascales, Microascaceae. Gene Ontology annotation, molecular function: GTPase activity; GTP binding. Bases 1 to 561 code for a protein of 186 amino acids. Gene Ontology annotation, biological process: vesicle-mediated transport; intracellular protein transport. The record is from RefSeq and is a predicted model, not a curated record.